Nerophis ophidion (straightnose pipefish) is the source of this 785-nucleotide messenger RNA. RefSeq names its product liver-expressed antimicrobial peptide 2 (gene leap2). The coding region runs from base 87 to 350 and encodes 87 amino acids. The record is from RefSeq and is a predicted model, not a curated record. Gene Ontology annotation, biological process: antimicrobial humoral immune response mediated by antimicrobial peptide; defense response to bacterium. The transcript is spliced from 3 exons. Lineage: Eukaryota; Metazoa; Chordata; Actinopteri; Syngnathiformes; Syngnathidae.
UAAAGAGCCUGCGCUACAGCAGAACCCGACCUCCGGCCCCCGCCUGCUUCCCAGUGCAGUGUCGACAAAAACCUUCGGCCUAGAAGAUGCAGCAGCAAGGAAGUCACUCAAGGAGGCUUGCUCUGUGCCUGCUGCUGCUGGUCCUGACCCAGCAGGUGUGCUCAGGUGUGGUGCAGAGUCCAGAACACACGGCCAAGAGACUAGCCCGCAUGAGUCCAUUGUGGAGGAUCAUGAACAGCAAACCUUUUGGCGCUUAUUGCCAGAACAACUACGAGUGCUCCACCGGACUCUGCAGGGCGGGACACUGCUCCACCAACCAGCGCCCCACCUCGGAAGUGGUCAAAUACUAGUGGGACAGCGACAUCAUCCAGCACCAGAAACAGUAUCGAAAUGAGUGGGACUUUGUUCUUAUUAAGUGUGUUGAGGAGCAGAUGUUACAAAAGGUAACCAAAAUCACAACAAAGUGGGAGCAGCACGUUGUUCAACCAAAAUAGCAUUUAUAGGUAAUCAUUCCAAUCCUAGAUAUUUUAUUUAUUCUACCGAACACACAUGUACUCAAUGCAUUAUUUUUUUAAGCAACAAUAUACUUCAAUAUUUUUGUUUUGUCAUUAUUAUGUUUAGAGCAAUGAAUGGAAGACUUAGAAAAUAAGCCGUGUUGAGACAAUCUCAGUAUUCGGUGCACUUUAAGGAGAUAAAGCACUUUUUGAAAAGCCAAAUUAUCUAUGUACUGUGGAGCUAUACUGUAUGUGCUGGACAAAACAGCUGGAAUAAAUAAAUUAAAUAUU